UCGCAGAAGAUGACGGCUUCGGAGCAGGCAGGAGAGAAGAGUGCGACUGCUGUCCAAAGUCGAUCGGUCGAAGUGCAGAAAGACUCUGGCGUGAAAGCGUGGUCUCAAGUCGUGGGCGCUUUCUGCCUGUACUUCAACACAUGGGGUGCUUACGGAAGUUUUCAAUCUUUCUAUGAGGAAGAUCUGUUGAAGUCGAAUAGCUCUUUCCAGAUCUCGACGAUUGGCUCUCUGCAAAGCUUUCUGCUUGUCUUCCUGGGGUUCCUGGCUGGACCUCUCUACGAUGCUGGAUACAGCCGACAUCUGCUUUCGUGUGGCUCGGUAUUGAUUGUUGUGGGAACCAUCGCUCAGAGUUUCUGCACGCAGCUGUGGCAGCUGCUGCUCGCACAAGGCCUGUGCAUUGGCCUCGGAUGUGGAUGUCUGGCAGUCUUGAGUGUCGCGAUCCCAAGUCUCUGGUUCACGCACCGCCUCCCGCUCGCAAAUGGCAUCGCUGCGUCAGGUAGCGGUCUAGGAGGUAUUAUUUUGCCCAUUGUCGUCAGGAACCUGCUUGGCCAAGUUGGCUUUGGCUGGACGGUUCGCGCGAUCGCACUCAUCGUGUUGGCGCUUCUCGUGUGUGCCAACCUACUCCUCCGUGUGCCUCAGCCGGCCAAGCAGAGACGGCGUCUCAUUGAUGUGGAUUCGUUGACGGACUGGCCUUAUGUCUGCUUCGUGAUGGGGUGCUUCUGCGUAUUCCUGGGAAUGUAUACGCCGUUCUACUACGUGGCGAGCUUUGCGCUCCGGACUGGCCUUGCCUCCGAAAGGGCGGCUCUAUACAUUGUUACGGCAAUGAACGGUGGCUCGAUCCCGGGGCGUAUCAUUCCCGCUUUUUUUGCUCAGCGUUUUGGCCCCUUGAACAUGAUCAUCCUGACCACGAUUGCGCUGGCAGCUUGCGGGCUGGGCUUUCUUGGUGUGGGAAGCACGGCAAGUGUCUAUGUCGUGGCUGUGUUGUAUGGCUUCUUGAGCGGCACUUUCUUCGCUCUACAACCGACUGUAUUCACGCGCCUGACCUCGAAUAUGGCUGUGCUUGGAACCCGCUUUGGCAUGGCGUUUACUGUUCUUUCAGUUGCUCUGCUUUUCGGAACACCCAUCGCCGGCGCUUUACAGGGUCCAGGUGGCUAUGACGCGUCGUGGAUAUGGGGAGGAGCCACGCUGUUCGCCGGAAGCUUGUUCAUAUGUCUCGGAAGAAUGUUGAAGGCGGAUUGGAAGCCUUGGAAACGGUUGUGA
Molecule: messenger RNA, 1260 nt
Organism: Pseudocercospora fijiensis CIRAD86
Lineage: Eukaryota; Fungi; Ascomycota; Dothideomycetes; Mycosphaerellales; Mycosphaerellaceae
Exons: 3
Biological process (GO): transmembrane transport
Cellular component (GO): fungal-type vacuole membrane
Molecular function (GO): transmembrane transporter activity
Source: RefSeq, a predicted model, not a curated record